Molecule: messenger RNA, 623 nt
Organism: Paramuricea clavata
Lineage: Eukaryota; Metazoa; Cnidaria; Anthozoa; Malacalcyonacea; Plexauridae
Source: the annotation of a GenBank genome assembly
ACCAUCCCCGGCCAUCCUCGGAUUCACUAUAUCCCAUCACUUAGAAGGAUAUUCACAAUCCGAUUCAAAGCUAGUGUCGCUGUUGAAGGAAUCAUUUUAUGUCGACGAUCUCGUGACGGGCGACGAAAGCGUCGAUGAGUCUUUUCACAUUUACAAACGGUCGAAGCAAAUAAUGGCAGAAGGGGGUUUCAACUUACGCAAAUGGAACUCCAAUUCGCAAGCACUUAUGAAUCAAAUCGAGACGCACGAACUUGCCAAAGGGGGAGAUGAACGAUCUAAAAUUGACAAGGCGACUCAAGAUCAACGAGGGGUUUCUUCCCAUACUUCAGAAGAAGAUGAGCCGUACGCGAAAUUGACGACUGGGCACAAUGCAAUCGACCCCUCCGAUGGUGGCGUGAAGGUUCUCGGAUCCAACUGGGACACAAAGGCCGACGAAUUGUUUUUCAACUUCGACAAAUGGAAGGAAGACGCCUCCUCCAUUCCCGCGACAAAACGGUCGUUACUCGGGCUUACGGCCAAGAUAUUUGAUCCGUUGGGUUUCCUUGCCCCCCUUACCAUUUCGAUGAAAAUCGUUUUCCAGAUUUUAUGCACGAACAAAGUCGAUUGGGACGAAACCCUCACUG